AUGAAAAAGAACCCGGGCACUUUCAGCAAACUCUUCGGCAAGAAACAUGCCAACCCGCCCGCCACCUCCCUCUACGCCACGAACCCCCCCUGGAUCUUCACCCAGGAGGCCCCGGAGGAGGGGACCCGGGGCUUCGAUGGGAUCUAUUAUGGAGACAACCGGUUUGACACUGUGAGUGAGUCGGGAACCGCCACGCUAAAAGCUCGGCCCAGAGUCCGGCCCCUGCUCACCUUUCUUCCGCUGGAUGCCCAGGAGAACCAUGGACUGGCUGUACCCACGCCCUGUGUGCCAGACAGCUUUGCAGACAAACAAGGGACAGGCACCAGCACACUCGUCAAUGGCAACCUCCGACUAUACAGCUCUGUGGGGGACCUAAGGCCUGGGCAUUAUGGCCAGGACUUACUCAUCCCCCCACCUCCCCCGGGCCCAGCGCCGGCACCACCCCUAGGUGCUCUGCAGCCUCCAGAGUUCUCUCCGCCACCUCCACCCUCCACAGCUCCCCCACCUCCUCCCCUGCUGGAAUCACUGCCCCCACCCCCACCCAGCACAGCCCCAGCUCUGCCCCCAGGAAUGGGGGCCCUUCCCCACCCACCCACCGUUUCCUCCCCAUCCACACCCACGCCUCCUGACUUCAUUCCUCCCGCACCACCCCAGGCCGUUCAAGCCCCACCUCUACCCCUCUUGCCAGCCCCGACACCCCCAGCCCCAGAGUCUCCUCAUACCGUGGGGACACGCCUCUUCCCCACUGGGGGUGUCACCAAGUGGAAAUCAGAAGUGGCGCUGAAUGGCAGGCAGCCAGAGGUCCCCAGAAGCAGCCCCCCUAGGAGCCCUGCUGAGCCCAAGGGGGCCCUCCCGGGUCUGGAGUCCCACCUCACCUUCCCCCGGUCAUUCAAGGUGCCUCCCCCAACCCCAGUCAGGACUUCGUCCAUCUCUAUUCCAGAGGCACAAGGGACUCCUCCUGAGGACGAAGAGUGCACCAAGAAGGGCCCCGGUCGACCCUCACUGCCUCCUAGCUUCCAUAUCCGCUCCGCGUGCCAGGCCUACCCCGACAGGGCUGCUGAGCUAGCGCUCCCUGAGGAGCCCAGCACUGUGGCACUGGCCGGCCCAAGGCCAGGCCAGCCUCAGGUCCAGAGCAGUGAACAAGCUGAGAUGCCACCUCCAGCCCCUCCCCUACCCCCUCCUGCACCCCCACUCCCUCCACCAGCACCCCCACUGCCCCCAGCCGCCCCUCCUCUGCCAUCUGCUGAGAAGGCAGCCCCUCCACCUGCUGGCUUGAUGAAAAGAACCAAGUUUAGCUUUCCUGCUCCCAAACCCAAACCUGACCCCCCCAGCCCUGAGGAGACAGCCUCUUCGGAGCCCAUGGACUGGCGGGACCCCAGCCAGAUGGCAAAGCUCCGGGACCAGCUGUCAGCCUAUCUUUGCAGCUCCAGGAGAGAGGACCGGCUUGCCAGUCACAGACCAGGUCCAAUGGCAGCCUCUCAGGAAAGAGAGAACCACAAGCGUCCCAGCCUGCCAGCGAAAGAGGUGCCCCCGAGUCUGCUACAGAAGGAGGCUCCCCCAAGGCUGCCAGAGAAGGAGGCCCCCUCAAGUGUUCUUGAGGAGAGUCCUUGCAGCCGGCCAAAGAAGGCUGCCACCAGCCUGAUCCUCCCUCCUGUGGACUACCUCCCCCAAGACCCGCCAACUCCUAGCGUCUGGGAGAUCCGGAAGAAGCUGGAGGCCCAGCUUUCCUCAUCAGCUGAGAAGGAGGCCAGGCCCAGCAGAGGGUCUCUGCCUCCCAAAUCUCAGCCAGAAGGGGGAAGAAUCUUUGAAAACAGAGAUGAUAACAGCAAAUUCCCCAAGCCUGUGGCCAAGAAUCUGCCACCUCUAUCCACCACCCCUCUGCCAAACACACCACUCCAGUCCAAGGUCACACCUGGACCAGCCACCCCACCCAAGGCCACGCCUGAACCAGCCACAUCACCCAAGGCCACUCCCAGACCAGCCUCACCACCCAAGGCCACGUCCGGACCAGCCUCACCACCCAAGGCCACGCCCGGACCAGCCACACCACCCAAGGCCACGCCCGGACCAGCCUCACCACCCAAGGCCACGCCCGGACCAGCCUCACCACCCAAGGCCACGCCCGGACCAGCCACACCACCCAAGGUCACGCCCGGACCAGCCACACCACCCAAGGCCACGCCCGGACCAGCCUCACCACCCAAGGCCACGCCCGGACCAGCCACACCAUCCAAGGCCACGCCCGGACCAGCCACACCACCCAAGGCCACGUCUGGACCAGCCACACCACCCAAGGCCACACCUCUACCCAUCACAUCUUCCCAACUGAUAGCAGAAAAGAACCUGGCCCCUGCUGGGCAGUGGGAGAAGCCAGAACAUGAAGCACUUGCAGUGCCCUCCAAGCCAGAGGUAGAGGGGCACUCCUCAGAGACCAGUAAGCCUCCUACACAGGGAGCCCUCUCAUCUCCAGCCUUCCCCCCAAAGAUAUCACCUGGGCGAGAAGAGGUGCCAUGUUUCUACAAGCCCCACUGCAGCCAGAACAGCUCCAGCAGAGAGGUGGCUGUGGUGAUACCCACUCUGUCCAGAGGAGAGGCUGCAGGGUCAGGCAAGCCUGUGGAGGUGAAGGAGCCCCAGCAGCUGCCACCCAAACCCCCAGCCUCAUCCCAGGCUGCUGACGAACUCCUCAGGCACCCGGUGACGGGGGAGGUGGUGGAGCGGGGUUCCCCAAUGGCCCUGCUCCUUGCGGCCAAGCAGAGGGCCCAGAAGGGGAGGCCCAGGGGGGCCCCCCUGGGCCGGCCCUCCCUGCCAGGGAGUCUCCAAGGCCCCAGCCAGCCCGAGGCAGGCUCUGAUACCAUCUUGUACAACGAGGGCCAGCCCAACUCCUUCACUGUGGUUCCCAAGGUGUCCAAGGAGACUGAGAAGGUCCCCCAGCUAACCUCGCCAGGACAACCCAAAGGACUCUGUCAGUGGGAACUCCAGCCCCUCAGGGACCCGGAGGACACAGAGUCGGGCCGCGGGCCCAGCUCAACAAAGGUGAAGCCCCAGGCCUCCGCGGCCUGGGAGAGACCGGCGCCCUCCAGCCUCCUCCAGGGCCGCCUGCUGCCCAAGUCUUUCUCUUCCCCUCCUUCUCCUUCCCACAAGCCGGAGGAAGACAAGGAGGAGGAGUUCAACUUUGAGGUCAUCCCGCCGCCGCCAGAAUUCAGCAAUGAUCCCGAGCCCCCGGCCGCCCCCUUGCAGUAUCUGGGGCGCCGGGGUUCCCCUCCCCGGAACAAUUUCUCAGACUUGGGGCAGCCCGCGAAUGCGGGCCCAGCUCGCGGCUUCUCUCACUUCUCCGCGGAUCCAGGUCCGGCCCGGGGCCUGGAGCGCUUCUCCGGCGGGGGCGGGGGCCGCUCGCUCAUCAAGAAGCGCCUGUACGUCGGGGAGCCCCACCGCAACCCAGAGCCGCCCCGCGGCGGCACCGGCCGCAGCCUGAGCUUCCCCAACUGCUUCGGGCCGCAGCCCGGGGGCCCCUUCGCAGCGCCCAGCGGCCCGGAGAUGCGGCGCGUCAACUCGGCGGGCCGCGGGCCCCCCGGCGGCCUGCACUCGCGGAAGGUGUCCCUGGAGGGCGCCGCUCGCGGAGAGGCCAAGUACAAAGCUCGCGGCGGCGGCGGCGACUAUGGCUGCGCCCCGGCUACCGGCAGGUCUCCCCACAACAACAUGCACUACGGAAGCUCCAUCAACACAUUCACUGUGAGGCCUGGGACCCGCCAUCCCAUCUCCUACGCCUACUCAGGGGCCCAUUGGAAGGCCCCCUCCUGA
Budorcas taxicolor (takin) is the source of this 3798-nucleotide messenger RNA. RefSeq names its product chromosome 11 C6orf132 homolog (gene C11H6orf132). The transcript has 5 exons. Lineage: Eukaryota; Metazoa; Chordata; Mammalia; Artiodactyla; Bovidae. The coding region runs from base 1 to 3798 and encodes 1265 amino acids. The record is from RefSeq and is a predicted model, not a curated record.